UGGACUCGCCGCCGCGCCAUGGCUCGCCGCCGCGCCGCUCUCCUAUUCGUCGCGCUCCUCCUCCUGUUUGCUCCCUCGCCCGCGCUCUCCGCCGCCGCCGGCACCAUCGUCUUCACCACGCUCGGCCGCAGCCGCUACGCCUUCGACAUCUUCGCCCUCCCGCUCAACCACCUCGCCCUCUCCUCCUCCACCUCAGCCGAGCUCCGCCUCACCGACGGCAUCUCGGUCAACUACAACGGCAACUUCGCCCCAUCCUCCGACGCCCUGCUCUUCGUCUCCGAGCGCAACGGCUCCCACAACCUCUACCUCUCCCCCAUCACCAAACCCCCCACCUCCCGCCGCCAGGCCCUCCAGCUCGACGACGACUCACCUUCUACCCCUCCGACGCCGCUGCUCCCCUGGUCGGACCCCGCCGCGCUCCGCGACCGCCCGACCCUCACCCGCGACGGCUCCCGCCUCGUCUACGUCUCCACGGCGCUCCCCUCCCCCGCCCCGCGCCGGAGCUGGGCGGCCGUCUACUCCGCCCGCAUCCCCCACUCCCCCGCCCACACGCCGCGCCGCCUCACCCCGCCCGGCAUCGCGGACUUCAGCCCCGCCGUCUCGCCCUCGGGGGACUGGACCGCCGCGGCCUCGCCCGGCGCCGACGGGUGGGCCGGCGAGGUGCAGGACCUCCGCACCGACCUCUACGUCUUCCGCACCUCCGACGGCUCCCGCCGCACGCUGCUCGUCCAGGACGCCGGCUGGCCGUGCUGGGCCGACGACGCCACGCUCUUCUUCCACCGCCGCGACGCCCACGGCUGGUACGGCGUGUACCGCGCCAGGAUCGCCAUCUCCCACGACGCGCCCUCUUCUACCUCCGUCGAGCGGAUCACGCCACCAGGCUUCCACGCCUUCACGCCCGCCGCCUCGCCCGGCGCGCCGGGGCUCGUGGCGGUGGCCACCAGGCGGCCGGGGUCCGACUACCGCCACAUCGAGGUGAUCGACCUGACCUCCGGCACCUACUUCGAGGUCACCAGGCCCGUGGCGCCGCGCGCGCACCACUUCAACCCGUUCGUGUCGCCGGACGGCGCGCAAGUCGGGUACCAUCGCUGCCGGGGCAGCGGGAACGGGGGCUCGCCGCCGCUGCUGCUCGAGAGCAUCAGGAGCCCGGCGCCGGACGCCUUCUCGCUCUUCAGGAUCGACGGCUCCUACCCUUCCUUCUCGCCCGACGGCAGGCAAAUCGCCUUCGUCGGCCUCCCGGGGCUGUACGUCGUCAACUCCGACGGCUCCGGUGGACGCAAGAAGAUCUUCUCCGGGAACGCCUUCCCCACGUCGUGGGACUGGAAGAGGAAAGGCGUCGUGUACACCAGCGUCGGGCCGGACUUCGCGAGCGAGAGCACGGAGGUGGACGUGGUGGCCGUGUCCCUCGGCGACGACGACGGCGACAACUCCUCCCAAGUCGCCAUCAAGAAGCUCACCGUCGGCGGCAAGAACAACGCGUUCCCGUCCCCGUCGCCGGACGGCAAGUGGCUGGUCUUCCGCUCGGGGAGGUCCGGGCACAAGAACCUCUACAUCAUGGACGCGGAGGACGGCGAGGCCGGCGGCAUCCGCCGCCUCACCGACGGCCCAUGGUCCGACACCAUGUGCAACUGGUCCCCGGACGGCGAGUGGAUCGCCUUCGCCUCCGACCGGCACAACCCGGGUGGCGGCAGCUUCAGCAUCUACAUGGUCCACCCGGACGGCACCGGGCUGCGGCGGGUGGUGCACAGCGCCGACGCCGGCAGGACGAACCACCCCUGGUUCAGCCCCGACUCCAAGAGCCUGGUCUUCACCUCGGACCUCGCUGCCGUCUCUGCCGAGCCCAUCUCCAACCCGCACCAUUACCAGCCUUACGGGGAGAUCUUCAGCAUCAACAUCGACGGCUCAGGCCUCCGCCGGCUCACCCACAACUCGUUCGAGGACGGCACACCGGCGUGGACGCCAUACUUUGUCCAGCCUCGGGAUGUUAGCGAGACGCUGCAAGCCUCCGGGAUGUGCGCCUUCCAGGACUGUCACUGGCUCGACAUAGAUGCCCAGCCUGAAGAUCAUGGCCUUCGCUACGCCCACGGCAACAAGAUCGGCUGCUAGAAUCUGUGUCCUGAUGAACUCAAGGAGAGCAUUCUGUAUUGUACAUAGCUGCUAGUCUGCUACAUAGCACAAAUCCUACUGUCUAAAUGU
Messenger RNA from Lolium rigidum, 2196 nucleotides. Its product is annotated as tol-Pal system protein TolB. The transcript has a single exon. NCBI's taxonomy places the organism in Eukaryota, Viridiplantae, Streptophyta, Magnoliopsida, Poales, Poaceae. The record is from RefSeq and is a predicted model, not a curated record. The coding region runs from base 19 to 2106 and encodes 695 amino acids.